UCCCGGUCCCGGCAGAAAAUGCGUUUUAGACUUUUAGUUAAAAUUAAAUUAAAUUAAAUAUAUUACGAAAUAAUUCGUAACUGAAAACAUAAGAAGUAAAAUAGAAGAGGAUUAGGGUUUAUCGUUUUUGUAAGCUCUUCGUUAUCAUUAUUUGUUCUUGAUCUUGUUGUCCUCACAGCUUGAAGCCUCCUCCAAUUUCGAAACAGUAAGCAGGGAAGUAAUUUAAUUACCGACGUGCUUAGAAGCCGAGAUGAGUGAUUCCAAGGAGAAGGAGAAGGAGAAUGAGGAGAGUGGACAAGAAGAAGUGGCCGCCACCGUGGAGGUUGCUUUGCCCAAUCCCAAUGCUCAAGUUGAUGAACAUGAACAUGAGCAUGAGCAUGAGCAUGAAAAUGAACAUGAACAUGAACAUGAACCCCAUGACUCUCAUCCUCCUCCUCAUUCUGUGUCACUGGAUGAAACCCUGAUUCCGGUUCUAAAUGGGACUGCAUCUCCCCUUAUCAAUAACAAUAUCACGGAUUCGCAGUCCAAUCCAGACCAACCAACUCAAGAUUCGCCUCCGUCCUCGGGCCUUUUAAAUGGAGACCAAGAUUUAGUCAAACCCGAUACUCUAUCCGCCUCUGAUGUCAAGACCGAAGACAUUGAAUUGCCACAGAGUAAUACAGAUGGUGACCACAACACCACCACCACAUGUCAUCUUGAGACUGCUGAACCAGCUGUUGCAGUUGCCAAAACUGAAGCUUGUCAAGUGCCUGAUACCAAGACUACUGGCAAUACUGACACCCUAACCUCAUCUACAAGUCAUAAUGAACCUAAUUUGCCUUGUGCUCGACUUUCUGAUAUAAAACCUCAAAUUCAGAAUGAGAAAGAUGUUACUACGCCUGUAAAUAAUGGAAACUCAAACUCAAAGCACUCAUUUCUUUUGGACGAGGACCAUAUGUCUGAAGGUUCUGAAUCCGGAACAGAAGAAGAUCAAUCAGCUUUCAUGAAGGAGCUGGAAAAUUUCUUUAGGGAGAGGAGCAUGGAAUUCAAGCCUCCUAAGUUUUAUGGGGAGGGUCUGAAUUGCCUUAAGUUGUGGAGAGCAGUGACUAGAUUGGGUGGCUAUGAUAAGGUGACUUCUUGUAAGUUGUGGCGACAAGUGGGAGAGUCUUUCAAACCCCCAAAAACAUGCACUACAGUUUCAUGGACAUUCCGAGGUUUUUAUGAGAAGGCACUCCUUGAUUAUGAAAGGCAUAAAACACACGGUGGUGAGCUUAAUGUACCUACUGCUUCCCACUCAGAGCCUAUGAAUAUUGAAAAUCAGCAGGCUUCAGGAUCAGGUAGAGCACGUAGGGAUGCUGCCGCACGUGCUAUGCAGGGUUGGCACUCGCAACGUCUUCUUGGUAAUGGUGAAGUUAGUGACCCAAUAAUUAAGGAUAAGAAUCCUAUUUCAAUGCAAAAGCGUGAAAAGCAACUUAAGAACAUUGGUUUACUUAAACGGAAGAAACCUUACGUGGAACAUACAGUCAAAGCUGCCCGUACCAAAGUAUCUAAACCACAACUCGACUCAGCGGUGGUUGAUAUUGGGCCCCCAGCUGAUUGGGUGAAGAUCAACGUGCAGAAAACUAAAGAUUGUUUUGAGGUCUAUGCUUUGGUUCCAGGCCUUCUCCGUGAGGAGGUGCGUGUUCAGUCAGACCCAGCGGGACGCCUCGUUAUAAGCGGUGAACCAGAGCAUGCUGAUAACCCAUGGGGUGUCACACCCUUCAAAAAGAUUGUGAGCUUACCGUCAAGAAUUGACCCACACCAGACAUCAGCUGUGGUAACUCUGCAUGGACAGUUGUUUGUUCGUGUCCCAUUUGAGCAGUCAGAGUAGCGGUGACCGACUUAAUAAGUAGUUGGAAGGAUGGACGUGAGGCCAUUUAGUGGAAGUCUAAACUCUCUACCCAACCAUAGCACCCAAGUUUUUUGUAUUGUCAAGUUUAAUGCCUCAACUCUCGUGUAUUUUAGCUUUACCGUAUUAGUGCAGUUUGACAAUGGAAAUUGGAAUCGAUGAUUACAUUGGGUGUUGGGUGGGUGGUGGUUUUCAGUUAGGUAGGUUGCGCUUCCAUGAUAAAUGACGAGCUUUUACAUACUAAAAUAAUUCUUUAUUUCUGUUGGCUACGUUUGUAACUCUCUAAAUUAAUUCACUAAUAAUUAACUUA
This is a messenger RNA of Corylus avellana, 2177 nucleotides long. RefSeq names its product AT-rich interactive domain-containing protein 6. Gene Ontology annotation, biological process: regulation of transcription by RNA polymerase II. Lineage: Eukaryota; Viridiplantae; Streptophyta; Magnoliopsida; Fagales; Betulaceae. The record is from RefSeq and is a predicted model, not a curated record. Gene Ontology annotation, cellular component: nucleus. Gene Ontology annotation, molecular function: DNA binding.